AGAAAGCGUCAUGCUCAUGGUUACCGUCUUGGUUAGCCAAACAGCUACUUUUUGUCCUACAUAAAUCGCUGUUGUUGUCUAAUAUAUCUAACGUAUUUAAUACGGAAACACGGACAGAUGUGUUCAGUGACUGCUGAAAGGGAAAAAUAACUUCACUGAUAGGUUAAACCAAUGUGCUCGGGAAAAUAUCAGAAUAUGGGAGAACAUCUAGCAUGUGAAAGUGAUAUGCUGUCAAUGAUCAGUGAGUAUCUAAGGUUUGCAGGGUUCGAAGACACUGUAAAAGUGUUUGAAAAAGAAAUGAAACGCAAGGGAAAACCUGUUCUCAAGACUUCAGGAUCUUCUUGCAGAGACUCCAAAAUCAUCAUUAUUCACGAUGAUUUCAUCAGCUCAUUUAAUGAUGGAGACCACAAGGUUUUCUUCGAGCUGUGGGCUAAAAAUAUUCCUUCAGAAAUCUGUGAUUUUGACCAAGUUGCCCAGAAAUUGGAAUUCUACCUAAAAAUUCAUUUCACAAUAUACCCACUGAAGUUCCCCGGCGGAAGUCAUGAUAAAUCUGAGUUUGACAACAGAAUUACACACUUCAAACACUACCUGGAGACUAGAGGGGCAGCAUUGAGCCAGACCACAGAAUUCCUGCCGUUUUACGCCUUUCCCUUUGUGCCCAACCCUAUGGUACAUCCAUCAUUCCAAGAGCUUUUCCAGGACUCCUGGAUGACAGAUUUGAGAGCAAAGCUGGAGAAGUUCCUGGCAGCAAUGCUAAAAGCUUCAAACACACCGAGGCUUCUGACAUUAUAUAGGGACGGUGGAAAAGGAAACAAAGAGGCGAUUCAUCAAAUGCAGCUCCAUCUGGCCGAGGCAGAGAGGAAGGCCGCCAGCCACAUGAGAAAAUUUGCGAAGCUACAGGCCGACCAUCACAACCUCAUCGUAGUCACAGCCGAGCUGGUCGAGUCGCUGGAGGCCACAGUCCGUGGAAAGAUGAUCUCUCCAGAGUACCUCCAAGGUGUGUGCAUGCGGCUCUUCAACGGUCACAUGAGACAGAGUGCUGCUCAGAGUAUAGACUUCACCAGACCUGGCACUGGAUAUUACUCCAUGAGCCCUUAUGAUGAUGGAUAUGCAUCCUCAUUGCUGCGGGCAUCGGUUGCACCUCAGAGGUCCAAAGAUGUGCCGUUGCUUCCUUCUCUGGACUAUGAGAAGUUGAAGAAGGACUUAUUAAAUGGAUCAGACAGACUGAAGGCUUUGCUGCUUCAAGCUUUGCGUUGGAGGUUGACUCGAUCUCUUCAUGGUGAGCAGAGAGACACAGUUCUGCAGGCUUUCAUCAGCAGUGAUCUUCUGGAGUGGUAUAGUACCAAACAGAAAACUGUUCUUCAUCUCAUAAAAUCCAAGAAUGAGAUUGUCAGACAGUAUAUGGCACGACUUAUCAACGCCUUUGCAUCUUUGUGUGAUGGCCGCAUGUACCUUUCUCAGAUACCUUCGCUACUGAGGUUUCUGGUAGACUCUCUGAGGACGGAAGAGAAAGAGUCAGUAACUCGAGAAAAUGUGCUCGCGGCACUGCAAAAGCUCAGCCUCAGACGAGUACAGCAGUCGGCUAUGAUACGAGACGGUCUGAUUGGCUGGUUGGUCAAAGAGCUUCACGAUUCAGACUGUCUGUCUGACUACACACUGGAAUACGCCAUCUCUCUGCUCAUGAACCUCUGUCUGCGCACUCAAGGAAAGAAGAAGUGUGCACAAGAGGCUGAGCAGGUCCUGAAAGUUCUGACGGAGCUCCUGGGACACGAAAACCAUGAGAUCAGGUACUAUGUGAACGGAGCUUUGUACAGCAUCCUGUCCAUGCCAGAGAUACGAGAGGAGGCGAGGAAGAUGAGUAUGGAGGAAAUCUUACGUUGUUACACGAAAGAUGAAAACCCAGAACUCAAUAGACAGAUCGAGUUCAUCAUUAAACAGCUUAACUCAGAGGACGUCCCUCAGCAUGAACAUGAGUCGGACGAUGAAGAGGACGAUGAUGAUGAUGAUGAUGAUGAGGAAGACGUUAUGGAGGCAGACCUCGAUAAAGAAGAAGUCCUGCAGCCUCAGCCCAAAGAGCUCACUGGGGAGACUUUACUAACAACAGAGUAUUUAGGGAUAAUGACCAACAUGGUAAAGACGAAAAGAAGAUCAUGUCCUACAUCUCAAAGUAUUGAUGAGCCCCUGCAGAGGCCGGUUACACCCAGUUCCCACAAAAACACAAUAGCUGGUGGGGAUGUGGUCUACCCUCUCAGCACCCGAAGAAGUGAAGACAGCGCCGCCCACUCUCGCUUUAGUUCUCGCCCACCUACUCGGACCGGCAGCCGACCCAGCACUGCUGAAUCCUUACGGCAAACAAUGGCCACAGAUUCAGAAUGUUGGCGCUCAUCGGUGGAGUCGGGGCUUGCAGGAUCCCCAGAAAGAUGCAUCCCUCUGCCAGACCAGGAUGAUGCCAAUGGCCACUCCUACAGUAGGCAGCGCAUCGGGUUUACGUGCCAGCCAAAGAUUCCUCGCACUCCUGACAGUGACGCAGGCAGUGGUGGCCGGUCCCGUCUCCCAACAUUGGCCCCUCAGUUCUCCAACAGCGAGCCCCAGCAGAGCAACAGCAGGCCCGGAUCGGCCGGGGGCUCCGGUGGGCGGCUUAAUCAACAGAGCAGUCAGUCGAACAGGAAGUGAAGACUGGAUAUUUCAGCAAGUGAGGUCUAUCAGCAGAGGAGCAUCAAACUUCCUGUAACAGCAUCCAGAGAUCUCAUCGGGGCCGUGUGCCUGGUGGAACAAAGCUCAGGAUUGUCGCUUCUAACGGCCUUUCAGCCCCCGCUUCUGUAACACAACACGCUUCAGCAAUAAUCACAAGUACUUUCAUUACCUCAAAAGCGUCCGAACGCCUGCCGCUCCGCACCUUCUUUGUUAAUCUUGAACCCUCACCUAGAUGAGGAAGAUUUAUAACGUGCAAAAAAUCAAGGCUGCGCUCCAUAGAUUUGAUUGUGUAAUCCAUUAGAAUUCAGUGUUUUGUAUUGUAGAUAACCGUUUUCGUUGUAGCUUUUUUGUGGUUUCAGUUGAUGUUUAACCCCUUUAUAUCAAAGUGAUACAUUCAAAAUCUUAAAUUAGCUUUGCAUGAUGUGACUGAGAAAUCUAGUUAGUGUUACUAACACGGGGUUCAUACUUGGGACAUUCUCUGUAGUUUAUUUUAUUUUAUUUGACUUGGUUUUGUUUAAAAAGGCUUUGCUACUUACGAAUUGUGAAUAUUUUUGUAUAUGAAAUACAAAUAAUAAAUUUAAUA
Triplophysa dalaica is the source of this 3277-nucleotide messenger RNA. Its product is annotated as lisH domain-containing protein ARMC9. The transcript is spliced from 26 exons. Gene Ontology annotation, molecular function: protein binding. NCBI's taxonomy places the organism in Eukaryota, Metazoa, Chordata, Actinopteri, Cypriniformes, Nemacheilidae. The record is from RefSeq and is a predicted model, not a curated record. Gene Ontology annotation, biological process: cilium assembly. Gene Ontology annotation, cellular component: ciliary tip; ciliary basal body; centriole. Bases 172 to 2673 code for a protein of 833 amino acids.